Messenger RNA from Pocillopora meandrina, 630 nucleotides. Lineage: Eukaryota; Metazoa; Cnidaria; Anthozoa; Scleractinia; Pocilloporidae. The record is from the annotation of a GenBank genome assembly.
CCACUGUUUCAAUGUUUCAUUGUUGGGUUGAGCAUCAAGAUCAUAAUUGAUGUGGAUGGUAGUAUUGUCUUUAUCUGUAGGGAUGAUGAGGAAAUAGGUGUGUUUUACGUGAAUGUUUUUGUCGUAGAAUUUACAGCAGUAAAGUUCAAGAUCAAUAUCAAGAUCAUCAUCAUCAUCUGUUCCGAUCAUGAUUGUAGUGAAUUAUAAAUGAGUAGCGAAGCUGCAUUUAUAGCCAUAUGGGAAAGAUUGAAAGGUGUCAUGAUCACUCAUCCGCAAGCGUUAGAUCUUUCAUCUGUUGUGUUAUUUUGUCGAUUAACCUUGGCAUGUAGACCGCUCUUAGGCUACUUAUUCGCUGCCUCCACAACUCUUCUUGAUUAAUUUCUUCUUUUCUUUUACACGAUUUACAUUCCUGACACUUGCACGUAUAAUCGUACGGGUAGAUAUACUCAGGCAUCGUUGAAUUCUAACCGGCUACAAUCCACAUUUAUAGCCAUAUGGGAAAGAUCGAAAGGUGUCGUGGUCAACGACACGUUUAUCAACCACGAGUUUGUACAUUUUAUUUUGGGACACUGUUUUGAUGGUUUUUGUAGCGGCACAUCUUGUGAUCUUAUGAGGAUUGUGGAGCGUUAG